Messenger RNA from Delphinapterus leucas (beluga whale), 2472 nucleotides. It is a transcript of the gene ASPRV1, whose product is annotated as aspartic peptidase retroviral like 1. Lineage: Eukaryota; Metazoa; Chordata; Mammalia; Artiodactyla; Monodontidae. Gene Ontology annotation, cellular component: membrane. The record is from RefSeq and is a predicted model, not a curated record. Gene Ontology annotation, molecular function: aspartic-type endopeptidase activity. Gene Ontology annotation, biological process: proteolysis.
UGGAACACAAAGGAGUGGAAUUCCCUGGCUGCUCUUUCCACGAAUGACUGGGUGAGGGAAUGGACUACAGCACCUGGGGAAGGGGCUCUUGGAAGGUUCCCGGAAGGUGAGAGAGGAGGAGCCCACGGUGGGGCCCACCCAGAGCUAGAGCAGGAGCCCGACUCCGGAUUCUGGAACCCACUCCCAUAAGUGCAAGAUCCGCACCAGCCCACUGCAAGGCCCUAAUGUGGGUGCGCGGGCCAAGGCUUAGCCCGCAAACAUGCUGACUCUGAUUUAGGUGUGAUCAACGAGGGAAAGUUACUCUAACAAUUGCGUUCAUGGAAAAUGUGUGUGUCCCCUCAUUUGAAAAUCGAUUUAUUUCUGGACAUUCUUGAUUCUGGGACUCUCUUCCAUCUCCCUCUCCAGAGAAUCUUACGGGAUUCUCUACUUGGUUCAGAACGCACGAGAAACACCUAGCGCUUGCCACACGGAGCAGAAGCGCAAUAAAUGUAAGCUCCUUUCCCUUAACCACUCAAAGGGGUCACUCGAGGUUGAUGCAAAGGGGCUUCUCCAGUAUAGAAGCUGAUGGGCCUCUGGUCCCUGCCUCCCCCUUCCUUCUCCAGCUGAUGACAAACACCUGGAUAUCAUAACAUCCCCUGUUGUCCUCAUCUGUUAUUCUGGGACAUAGGCUGGGGAGGGCACUGAGUAGGGCCCCUCUGACCCAGACUGGCCUUCCUUGCAAUGUGGGCUGGCAGGUACCCGUCCCGAUGACGAAUGCAGGAGGGUGAGGUACUGAUCCUGCUAGAUGGACAGGAUGCUGGCAGGAGGGUAGGAGGAGCAGGGCGGAGCUUCCAGAACAAAGGCAAAUGGGGAGCCCUGGGGGCUCAGGCUAGGCAUCAAAAAGGCUCUGCAGAGUGAGCAGGCUACAGCAGCUCUCCGUCUCUGCACCCAGCAGUCGGUCAGACAAUCCUCACCUGGUCCCUUCUGCCUGCCCAUGGCGAAUACCGAGCAACACUUUGCUUAGAGAGGCCUCGUGUCCAGCGUGAUUGCACCAACGCUGCUCUGUGGCUUUCUCUGCCUGGUGUGGGUUGCUGCUGCAGUUCCAGAGGAAAGCAGAGGGAUGGCCGGGAGUACAGCCAGGAGCUGGGAGGGCCACCGGGAGCAUGCCUUUGUCCUGGAGCCUUUUGAUGGAGCCAAUGUGGCCCCGCACCUUUGGCUGAACAGCUUUGAGGUCAUCAGUGACCUCAGCCAUUGGGACCACGCCACCAAGCUGAGGUUCCUGAAAGAGUCCCUCAGGGGAGACGCCCUGGAGGCCUACAGUGGACUCAGUCCUGAGGACCAGGGGGAAUACGGGGCUGUGAAAGAGGCCCUCCUGAAGACCACUGGGGGACCCGGGGCGGCCCACAGCUACCAGCCCAAGGAGAUCCUCUUUGCCAACAGCAUGGGUAAGGGCUACUACCUCAAGGGGAAAAUUGGCGACGUGCCCGUGAGUUUCCUGGUGGACUCUGGGGCCCAGGUCUCCGUGGUCCACCCGCGCUUGUGGAAGGAAGUCACCGAUGGCGACCUGGAUGCCCUGCGACCCUUUGAGAAUGUGGUGAAAGUGGCCAACGGGGCUGAAAUGAAGAUCCUGGGUGUCUGGGAUACAGUGAUAUCCCUGGGCAAGCUGAAGCUGAAGGCGGCUUUCCUAGUGGCCGACGCAAGUGCCGAAGACGCCAUCAUUGGGACCGACCUGCUCCAGGACCACAACGCCGUCCUGGACUUCGAGCAUCGCACGUGCACACUGAAAGGGAAGAAGUUCCGCCUUCUGCCUGUAGGAGGGUCCCUGGAAGACGAGUUCGACCUGGAGUACAUAGAGGAGGAGCUCUACUCAGAGGAGGGGCGGCAGCAGCUCUCCUAUUGAGAAGCCCCCUUUGCCUCACCCCCCAGAUACUGGCAGGAAGACCCACCACGGUGGAGGGGAUGGGCACAUAUCCUCAGUGGUCAAUCGGCUUGGCCAGCCCUCUUAUACCAACCCUCGCCUUCCUGCUCCUCCUUUGCAGGGCUCUUAAUCUGCCCCUGAUGGGGGAGGCUUCCAUGGGAAAAGGAACAGGUGAGGGAGAGCAGGCUGGCUUUCUUGGGGGGGGGGUGGCGGGUCCUCGUGGUUGUCAAGCUGCUGCUGGUGGCAAAAACUCGGAGGCUAGAAGAAGAUUCCAAGAAGGCUAGAAAUGAUUAUCUUUGGGAGAGGACUGGGGGAACGCCUUCAGGUUCCCUGAGAUGCGGCUCAAUCACCUUUGGGCCCAGGUAGCCUGUCUCGGCUGUGCUGGGUCCUGGCUGCAGGGUCCUUACAAGCAAGACCCAGCCCUCAUGGUGUGGGUCACAGCUGCCCUGGGGUUCUUCACUGUUGGGUCUUCCCACCUGCACAAUGUGUGUUUCUUUCUGUGAUUUGCUUCAAAACCCAUUGAGCCUUGUGCCAAUAAUUCAUUACUUCAAAAACCAAUAAAGUUGGACUCAUGG